UUUGUUACCUCUUUCUCUGCUGCUUAAUCAUACGGAUCGAGCACAAGAACUAGCUUCUUUUGUCUCUAUUGAUCUCUCUUUUUACUUUUUAUCUUCCUCUGCCUUGGCUGCAAUACUUCUUUGAGAGAGAGAGAGAGAUGGGACAUCACUCAUGCUGCAACAAACAGAAAGUGAAGAGGGGGCUAUGGUCUCCGGAGGAAGAUGAAAAACUCAUCAACUGCAUUACAACAUAUGGCCAUGGCUGCUGGAGCUCAGUUCCUAAACUUGCAGGCCUUCAGAGAUGUGGAAAGAGCUGCAGACUGAGAUGGACAAAUUAUUUGAGACCUGACUUGAAACGUGGGAGCUUCUCUCCCCAAGAAGCUGCACUCAUCAUCGAACUCCAUAGCAUUCUAGGCAACAAAUGGGCUCAGAUAGCCAAGCACCUGCCAGGAAGAACAGAUAAUGAAGUGAAGAACUUUUGGAACUCAAGCAUAAAAAAGAAGCUCAUCCCUCAUGAAGUUAAUCCUGCAUUUGCCUCCUUUUCUAGUGAUCAUAUUCACAACUCUGGAGGUCAUGGCUCUGAGGAAGGUUUCUUCACUGUCAAUACAAACCCUAAUUUGGGUUCUCAACCACAAGACCAGCUAUACCUCCCCAUUGUUCCACCAAUGCCAUCACUAGGUCUCGAUGAUCAUGGUGAUUUUAAUAACAUUCUCAAGUUAGACCAGACCAGUUACGCUUCCAAUUUCGUCGAUCAUUUUUUGCCGCCUUUCCAAUUACCAUCAGAUAAUUCAUCCUCAUGUGAAUCCUCAUCAUGGUCUUUAGGCUAUCAGCCCCAUUACCAAUAUGAUCCAAAUGUUCAACAAGUUCAAAAUUUCAGCAUCAAUGAAGCUGCUGCGGCACAGUAUAAUAAUGGUGGUAAUGAGCUUAUGGUUCCAAUUAGUAUGGCAUCGUCAGCGUCAGCCGCUUAUGAAAAUCUAUCAAAUACACCCACCAUGCCUAAAUUUUGUGAAAUCAUUGAUAGUAAUGCUUGUGGAAUGCCAAUACUAUACCCAUCCGAUGCACAAGAACUUGAUUCACUUGCCAAAUUAUCAUGCUUUACUUCUGGUCAUGGGUCUCACCCUCAAGAUCUUCAAUUUCCAUCCAACCAGUUGGAGUGAAUUAAUGCAACAUGUCCUCGUUGCCAUUGUCUUCAUCAUCGUCGUCGCUUCUAUUGGCAUCUUCAUCCUUGUCACCUUUCAAGCAGCCAAUUUGUCGCAAACCCUAAUGUUCGUUGAAGCUGCUGGGAAGCCUAGCUGGUUAGACAUAGUAUUAAAUUUGCGAAUUAGGUAUUUUGUAUGGUUGAUUAAAAUAGACUGAAAAUUGCAUAUCUUUCUGGAAAGGGAUCCUCUCCGGAUCCCUUCCUCUUAAUCCACCAAAUCAGGAAAUCCAUACCAUUGAAAAUUGAUCCAACAACUGAAGUUAUUAUAACUUUUGAAGUGGGCCCCUGUUAGUAGCCGUUGGAUCAAAUUUUAAUAGCACGGAUUCUCUGAUUUAGUGGAUUAGGAGGAAGGGAUCUGGAGAGAAUCCCUUUCCUAUCUUUCUAUCUUGACAUUUGAAUAAGUUGAUGAUAUUCUCAUUACCAGAAAACCUAAAUGUUGCUAGUUCAGGCCCCUUAGGGAGUAAUGUUUGUUGAAACUCCAUAAAUU
Molecule: messenger RNA, 1664 nt
Organism: Pyrus x bretschneideri (Chinese white pear)
Lineage: Eukaryota; Viridiplantae; Streptophyta; Magnoliopsida; Rosales; Rosaceae
Product: transcription factor MYB26-like
Exons: 3
Coding region: 138-1136 (332 amino acids)
Source: RefSeq, a predicted model, not a curated record